Capsella rubella is the source of this 3642-nucleotide messenger RNA. RefSeq names its product translation initiation factor IF-2, chloroplastic. Gene Ontology annotation, biological process: translational initiation. The record is from RefSeq and is a predicted model, not a curated record. Lineage: Eukaryota; Viridiplantae; Streptophyta; Magnoliopsida; Brassicales; Brassicaceae. The transcript has 12 exons. Gene Ontology annotation, molecular function: translation initiation factor activity; GTPase activity; GTP binding. The coding region runs from base 324 to 3395 and encodes 1023 amino acids.
CCGCGAAAAUUUCAGGCAUAGAAGCAGCCACACCCACACAAGCUCAAGUUCAAAGUUAUCUCCGCACUCUCUUCUUCUUCUUCUUCUUCCUUCACUUAUCUUCUUCCUCUCUCUGUUUCUCUCACUAUCUCUCUAAAUUGCUCACAUAUCCUCAAUUUGAGCUUGAUGAUUUCGAAUUCGAUACGUCUAUAACCCCAAUUCCUUUCGAAUUCGGUAGCUUUUGUGUCAUUUCUGGUUCGAAAUCCGUCGGGAUUGGAAUGAGAUAAAAAGUCUCUGAAUUUGCUAUUGCUUUUUGCUUUGUUCGUUAUCUGGGUUUAUUGGAGAUGCCGUCGAUGCUUGUUCUCGUCGGCACAAUGCCAUCGUUGGCUUCUCUGGUUAGUCUAGGUGGUGCUUGUGCAAGCGUUUCAGGAACGAGUUCUUCGGAUGCAUCCUAUGCGUUAGUUAAAAGGGUUUCUUUGUCAAGGAGAAGCGUUAAGGGUACUAAGAAAUGGCUCUGUAGAUAUUCCGUUUCGUCUUCUACUACUACUACUACUGCUGACUUCAUUGCUGAUCAAAACAACAAUUCUAUAGAUUCUAACUCGUUUAGAGGGAGUAAAGAUGGGGAUGAUACCGAGGUUGUGCUCAAACAGAAUCCUAAACCUGUGUUGAAACCCCCUAUGCCAAGGGUGGAAAGAGUUUUGGGGUCGAAUACUGCUCCUUGGACUAAGGAUUUAUCCAAUGGGGGUAAGUUUGAUGGCGAAGAAGAGAGGAAUAAGGUUAUUGAAUCUCUUGGUGAUGUGUUAGAUAAAGCUGAGAAAUUGGAAAUACCGAAACCAGGUAAUAGAGAAGGUGUUGAGGCUGUUAAACCGUCACCGCCUACUGCCAGCAGUAGUAACUCGAAAAAUGGUAGCUAUGCGAGUGCUGGAGCCACAAGGAAGACGAAAACUAUGAAGAGUGUGUGGCGUAAGGGAGAUGCUGUCUCUGCUGUGCAAAAAGUUGUUAAGGAAUCACCUAAAAUUGAUAAUAGAGGAAUGCAGGUCGAACCUAGAACAAAAGAAGAGGAAGAGGCCAAUGCCAAAGCAGGCGCUCAAUUGGCACCACCUCAGCCACCUUUUAGACCUCAACCUCCUGUAAGACCCCAGCCAAUGUUACAAGGGAAGCCUAUGGUAGCUCAACCACCCGUCAAGAAAUCACCCAUCUUAAAAGAUCUUGGUAUGGCACCAAAACCUCCAGUUUCUCAAGAAGUUGAUUCUAGCAUUAAAAGUAAAGAAAGGAAGCCUAUUUUGGUUGACAAAUUUGCUUCCAAGAAAAAGGCUGUUGAUGCUGUGGCCUCUCAGGCUGUGUUAGCUCCUACGAAGCCUGGAAAGGGUCCUCCCUCUAACAAGUUCAGAGUUGAGCACCGUAAUAAAAAAAAUGCAUCAGCUAGCCCAAGACGAAGAAUUGUUGCUGAAGAUGACGGCGAUGAAGAUACAUCCAUUUCUAGAUCAGGUAGAAAAGGGAGAAAAUGGAGUAAAGCGAGUAGGAAGGCUGUAAGACUCCAGGCUGCAAAAGAUGCUGCACCUGUCAAAGCUGAAAUCUUAGAGGUAGAGGAAGAAGGCAUGUCCAUCGAGGAUUUGGCUUACAACCUAGCCAUCGGCGAAGGUGACAUCCUCGGGUAUCUAUAUUCAAAAGGGAUUAGACCUGAUGGUGUGCAGACCUUGGACCGAGAGAUGGUGAAGAUGAUUUGUAGAGAUUACGAUGUUGAGGUCCUUGAUGCUGAUUCAGUUAAAGUAGAAGAGAUGGCAAAGAAACGGCAAACUUUUGAUGAAGAAGAUUUGGACAAGUUAGAGGACAGGCCUCCUGUCAUAACGAUAAUGGGUCAUGUGGACCAUGGAAAGACUACUCUUCUAGAUUAUAUCAGGAAAAGCAAGGUUGCUGCUUCAGAAGCAGGGGGAAUUACACAAGGAAUUGGUGCUUAUAAGGUGUCUGUCCCUUUUGAUGGAAAGAUGCAGUCCUGUGUUUUCCUUGAUACCCCUGGACAUGAGGCAUUUGGGGCAAUGAGAGCUCGAGGAGCACGGGUCACUGACAUUGCAAUCAUUGUGGUUGCUGCUGAUGAUGGAAUUCGUCCUCAAACAAAUGAAGCAAUAGCUCACGCAAAGGCUGCUGCUGUACCAAUAGUCAUAGCUAUAAAUAAGAUAGAUAAAGAAGGAGCUAGUCCAGAUAGAGUGAUGCAAGAGCUUUCUUCAAUUGGUUUGAUGCCGGAAGACUGGGGUGGUGAUGUUCCAAUGGUUCAGAUCAGUGCGUUGAAAGGGGAGAAUAUAGAUGAUCUGUUGGAAACUGUCAUGCUUGUUGCAGAGCUGCAAGAGUUGAAAGCAAAUCCACACAGAAAUGCCAAAGGUAUUGUUAUCGAGGCUGGACUUGAUAAAGCAAAAGGACCAUUUGCGACAUUCAUUGUUCAGAAGGGCACUUUGAAAAGAGGGGAUGUUGUUGUUUGCGGAGAAGCUUUCGGAAAGGUACGAGCUUUAUUUGAUCACAGCGGGGGACGAGUUGAUGAAGCUGGACCCUCCAUACCUGUACAGGUGAUUGGCUUAAAUAAUGUCCCCAUUGCCGGUGAUGAAUUUGAGAUUGUCGCUUCCCUUGAUGUGGCUCGUGAGAUGGCAGAGGCACGUGCAAUAUCACUACGAGAUGAAAGAAUAUCUGCAAAGGCUGGGGAUGGAAAGGUCACACUUUCCUCCUUAGCUUCUGCUGUAUCAGCGAAAAAGAUGUCAGGCUUAGAUUUGCAUCAGCUUAAUAUCAUCUUGAAGGUUGAUGUACAGGGAUCGAUUGAAGCAGUCAGACAAGCCUUGCAAGUCCUCCCUCAGGAGAAUGUCACCUUGAAAUUCUUGCUACAAGCGACAGGGGAUGUGAGCAACAGUGAUGUUGAUCUUGCAUCAGCAAGUGAAGCCAUCAUUUUUGGAUUUAAUGUCAAAGCGUCUGGUUCUGUUAAGAAAGAUGCAGAAAACAAAGGUGUUGAAAUCCGACUAUACAGAGUUAUCUAUGAGCUUAUUGAUGAUGUGCGAAACGCAAUGGAAGGACUUCUUGAGUCUGUUGAGGAACAAAUCCCAAUUGGCUCAGCAGAAGUUCGGGCUACUUUCAGCAGUGGUAGUGGUCGUGUGGCUGGGUGUAUGGUGAAUGAAGGGAAAUUUGUCAAAGAUUGUGGCAUCAGGGUACUCCGGAAGGGUAAAACUGUCCAUGUCGGUGUCCUUGAUUCUCUUAAACGAGUUAAAGAAAACGUGAAAGAGGUGGGUGCUGGAUUAGAAUGUGGUAUUGGGAUGGAUGACUACGAUGAUUGGAUUGAAGGAGACAUCAUCGAGGCCUUUAACGCAGUUCAAAAGAGGCGAACGCUAGAAGAAGCAUCGGCUUCAAUGUCUGCCGCGAUUGAAGAGGCUGGAGUUUAAUUGUGAUAUAGGAUUUGCUUCUAAAGUCAUCCAAGAAACUCAGGCAAACAACAAAACCAGACCCCCAGGGUAAGAUUUGGGUCAGACAACCUUUUGGUUGGUACAUUGUUUGUAUGGUCUCAUAUUGUAUAUGGCAAAUGUUUCUACAUGUGGUUGAUUGAUGUAGGAAAAAAAAGAAAGAAAAAAGACCCAAAUGAAACAGUAUUUAUCUUGAAAAAGUCACAAAAAGUAUCCUUUAUUUAUUGUC